Penicillium chermesinum is the source of this 648-nucleotide messenger RNA. RefSeq lists its product as uncharacterized. The transcript has a single exon. The record is from RefSeq and is a predicted model, not a curated record. NCBI's taxonomy places the organism in Eukaryota, Fungi, Ascomycota, Eurotiomycetes, Eurotiales, Aspergillaceae. The coding region runs from base 1 to 648 and encodes 215 amino acids.
AUGCGUCUCCCAACAGUGACUCCUGUAUGUCCCUUCCUCUUAAUUUAUCGCCGGUCAAUCUUGCUAAGCUGCAUCUAUCUACAGGCUGAACUUGAGGCCUUCCAGGCUAAGCACUUCGGUCAUCGAACAACUUUGUACCCCAGUCCAGACGCGCCAGACAACUCGGUCUCCUCUGACAAGAGAGAAGAUCAUGACUCCUACCAAGAGUUCUACCCGGAUGGAACAAAACGUACGAUAACUGAUGAGCAAAUCAAAAUGUUCAGACACAGUGAAAUAUUUAGCCUGCUCCGAGAACGAGAGCCACAAGAAGACUCCAAUCUCGGAAAUUCCGAUGAACUGGAAGGGAAUACGGUCAGCUCUGCAGGACUCGACGACAGGUAUUCGUCACUGCCUACAAAUGGUGGGGACUGCGAUGGGAAAGUCGGACAGGAUAGUCUCGAGGGACCUUUACGAGGACAUCCUGCAACACGAGGUCCUGCCCAGUCAUCCCAAAACGGAUCGUCCGAAUUAAGUCCUGCUGCACAUGAGGAUGCGGAGCCCGCCGAUCCGCAGGAUGCUGAGAAGCAACUUCCUUCUUCGGAACAACAUAAUGAGGCCCGUACGCAAACUGGCUACUCUCGAAGGAUCGUGUCCUAUGCCGAUUAUUAG